Messenger RNA from Homalodisca vitripennis (glassy-winged sharpshooter), 1944 nucleotides. RefSeq lists its product as uncharacterized. NCBI's taxonomy places the organism in Eukaryota, Metazoa, Arthropoda, Insecta, Hemiptera, Cicadellidae. The record is from RefSeq and is a predicted model, not a curated record. The coding region runs from base 1 to 1848 and encodes 615 amino acids. The transcript is spliced from 5 exons.
AUGUAUCCUAAGUUGCCGAUCUGGAACAAUCCGAAAGAAGUGAGAUACACGAGACGAUACUACAUGGACAUGUAUAAACGCCUGACUGGAGAAACCGAUGACGACUACUACAGAAGACUCAUGUACCAAGGACCGAACGAGAGUAAUGAAGACUACGUGAGGAGAAUGCAGGUGAUCCAAGCCGUGCUGCCCAAGCUGGAUCUGUGGACGAGCAGAAAGUAUCUCAUGUACACCGCGAAAUACUUUACAUUUCUGUACCAGAAGAAGGAAGGAGAGGAUAAGCAGACGUUCGACAGCAGGAUAUUCGCCCGUCAACCCGGUGAGUCCAAAACAGACUAUGUUAGCAGGAUCGAUAUCAUGAGGAUACUAUUCAAUACAGAACUCGAACACGUCUUCGACAAUCCGGAUUUCCUGAACUACACGAAGGACUACUACACCCAAAAGUACGGCCAGAAGACCGGUGAAAGUAUAGACGACUAUGUCACCCGCACUUUUACUGAGGACCCCGAGGAGAGUGACUACGAGUACCUGAAUCGAGUCAAGGUUGUCAACGCGCUCUUCCCUGACCUCGAAGUGUGGACCGACAAAAGCAAAAUAGACUCCACCAAACACUUCUACGAACUGUUGUACCAGAAACAGCCGGAGCAAUCGGACGACGACUAUUAUAAGAACAUAUUUGCCCAGAAGCCAGGAGAGUCCGACGAGACCUACAAGGACCGGAUUGAAAUAUUCCAGCUGACAUACCCGGAACUGCCUGUAUGGGACAACCCCGAGUAUUUAGUCUACACCAAGAAAUUUUACCAGCUCGAAUACACUAAACCGAAGGGUCAAAGUGACGACCAAUUUUACAAACCCAUAUUCCAGAAGAAGGUCGGAGAGACCAAUGCUCACUACCUGAACAGGUUAACGAACUUCUUCCUCGUCGACCCGGAGAACCCCGCGUGGAACGAUGUCGAGUACCUCAAGUACACUAAGCCGUACUUCAGUCUUCUGUUCGCCCAGAAACCUGACGAGAGCGUGGCCGCUUGGGCCAAUCGCCUGCUCAAGCAGUACCCGGAGGAGAGCGACACCGAGUACAAGAACAGGAUGAACAUUGUUCAAGCCGUAGUGAGCAAAGAUGUCUGGGACAAGAUAACAUCUCUGAAGGCCGCUGAGAAAGACAAACUUGUCAGCAACGCUGGAGUUACUUAUAUCGAUGACGAGAUAAAGUCUACAGAGGACAAGGACGUCAACGCGGCAAAGGUGCUGGCGAAGAGGGCGUAUGAGGGGUACUACGAGUACAUGGCGCGUAUCCUGGAGCCGGACUCUGACGAGACAGAGGACAGUCACAAGGAGAGACUAGAGUGGAUCAAAAACAACAUGCCGACCGUCGCUCAGACAGACCUCUACAGGUACUACACAGACGGUACUUACAAGACUAAGGCCGACUACCCGCUGCUAUCCGCGCUCAGACACAAGGCUGUCCAUCAGCUAGAGAAGGAGGGCAAGACACUGAAGGACGUACCGAUCCUCAGCAAACGAUCCCAGGUCGUGUUAGCAUCGCAGCAACCUUGGGAGACGCGGCGGCAGUAUUACGAGAAACUGUACAAACAGAAUGACGAGGAGAGCCUGGAGGACUACUACGCCAGGAUCCUGAGCCAGAAACCACAUGAGAGUACAAACCACUUCAUCAAGCGGCUUGCCACGCUUAAGAAGGUGUUCCCAACCCUAGCUGUUUGGAAGAAUAACGAGUAUCUGAAGUACGUGGGCGGUGUCCGGGCUGACCAGGUCGACAACUACAAGAAGGCUUCGGCAGAGAAAAAUGACGAUGAAUCACUGGAAUCAGACUCAAUCGGCGAUGACAACUGAUAUAAUUUCCACACAGCAGAAAUCAAAUAAAUCCUUACUUAAUUAAAAUUAUUUGUUAUAGGUGAUGGAUUACUAAUUACACGUAAUUUUAUAAGA